AGGGCCAACUUUCCCCGCCAGAAUGCCGCCAUAGCAAAGGAUGAGAAGUGUGGUCCUCGUCUCGGGACACCCUUCCGCCGCCGCCCGUCCCGGGCGGGUGUCACCGCUGCCCCACGUCGCCCGACCCGCAACCUCUCCUUUCUCCUAUAGUCUUCUAUACCUGCCUUCGAGGCGAGCAAACGCCAGGCGAGCCCCACGUGCGCCGCUCUUUCUCGCCGCUCCUGCAAAGCUUUGCUCCCUCGGGCGUCAAGCUCGCAUGUUGUUUGGUUUGGGUUUUGUCAGCCUCACCACGACCCUCCUGCGCUUUAGGCUCCGCCCCGCCACCACCGAGCGCCUUUGGAGCGCCUUUCCUCCAAGCCGCGCAGAAGAGCGAGCGGAGCGCUACGCCUGUGGCGCUGGAAGGAGCGCGCGCGCGUCCCAGCUGGAAUGAACUCUCAGGGUCGCCCGCUGUUGCUGCUCGCCUGCGUGCUGAGCGCUUUGCCCGCCCGCGUUCCUGCUGCUGCUGCUGCUGCAAACAACUGUAUCUGCAAUGGCAAAAACCUCUGCUUUUGUGAUGGCAUAAAAGGCAGUAAGGGUGAAAAGGGCUUUCCUGGUUUCCCUGGCCCCCCUGGUCAGAUGGGAUUCCUUGGCCCAGAGGGGUAUCCAGGGCCACAAGGACCUAAGGGUUUUCCUGGGCAAAUGGGCUUCCCUGGUCCCAAAGGUUCAAGGGGUAUGCCAGGAAUCCCUGGUUAUUCAGGUCCCCCAGGACUUCCAGGUGAAGCAGGAAAUGCUGGUCCUCCAGGACGUCCAGGUAUACCAGGAUGCAAUGGGACAAAGGGUGAGCAGGGAUUUCCAGGGCUCCCAGGGCAAGGAGGACUACCAGGAUUCCCAGGUCCUGAAGGCAUGAAAGGAGAAAAAGGAUGUUCUGCAAGUGGAUACAACAGGGGUUAUAGUGCCCAAGGUGAUCCUGGAUUGCCAGGAAUGCCUGGAUCUCAGGGUAUGCCAGGACCUCAAGGAUUACCAGGGCAGAUGGGACCUGAAGGCCCUCCUGGAUUCCCAGGAGCACAAGGAAGACCAGGACCUGCGGGGCCCAAGGGUCUCAUGGGUGUUAAAAUAAUCGGAGCCAAAGGAAUAAAGGGUGACAAUGGACUAAUGGGGCCCCCCGGACCACCAGGAACAGUUAUUGUAACACUGACUGGAGCUGAUAACACAACGGAAAUAAAAGGAGAUAAAGGUGAUAUGGGAUCUCCAGGAUUUUCUGGACCACCGGGAGAGCCAGGUUUACCUGGUGAUUCUCAAAAUGCAAAAGGAGACCCAGGAGAGCAAGGUCCUCAGGGUAAGCCUGGAAAGGAUGGUAUUCCUGGUCCACUUGGCUUACAGGGUGGAAAAGGUGAAAAGGGUUUCCAAGGAUUGCUUGGAAAAGUAGGACCUAAGGGCGAGAAAGGUGAAGCUGGACGUCAAGGAAAUCAGGGUCCAACAGAGUAUUAUGAUGAGGUGCCUGGUGAAAAAGGAAAUAGAGGCCAUACAGGACCCCCAGGACCUAAAGGCCAGCCUGGUGUACCUGGGCCACAAGGUUCCUCUGGUCCCAUUGGUAGGCCAGGUGUUUCAAGACCUGGUCCAAGAGGCCUGCAAGGCUCCCCUGGCCUCAAAGGAAGUAAAGGAACCAGAGGACAACCUGGCCAGAAUGUUAUUGGACCACCAGGACUUCCUGGAAUUCCAGGAAGACCAGGCCCAGCAGGAUCACCAGGUGUUUCAGGACCACCAGGUGAAAUGACUUUUGAAAGAGGCCCACUAGGAACCCCUGGGCCACCGGGAUGCAUGGGCCCUCCAGGCCUUCCAGGAGAUAGUGGAACAAAAGGUGAAGAAGCAGGCCCAUGCAACCAGUGUACUUAUAUUAAUGGAGCACCUGGCCUUCCUGGUGUUCCUGGGCCAGAGGGCCAACAAGGAAUAAAAGGUGGUGAUGGAACAUUUGGUCCUAAAGGAUCCCAAGGAUCCCCUGGGCGGCAGGGGCCUCCUGGAAUUCAAGGACUUCCAGGUCUUCCAGGAAACCAAGGCCUUAAAGGAUCAAAAGGUGUACCAGCAUAUUCGAGUGUGGAAGGUUCAAAAGGAGACAAAGGAGAAAAUGGUAUCAGAGGAAGCUCAGGAGAAAAAGGUUCAGAUGGAUUGCCUGGAAGACCUGGCCUGAAAGGCAUAAAAGGGUGUAUAGGAGACCAGGGAUUUGAUAGUCCAAAAGGAGACAGAGGUGCACCAGGAUUGCUGGGCAGUCCAGGCAUUCCUGGACCAGUAGGGCUACCUGGGCCACCAGGAUAUGGACCACAAGGAAUGGAAGGUUCUAAAGGCUCUCAAGGAUUUCCUGGAUUGCCUGGGUUGCUUGGAAUAACUGGUGCUAAAGGUGAACCUGGUAAAAUAAAUGCAAUUCCAGGACCACCUGGACUUCGAGGGCCAGAUGGUAGACGGGGGACACAAGGAGAAAGAGGAAGUGUUGGAUCCAGAGGGGAACGUGGUGUUCAAGGCUUUCCAGGGCCAGAUGGUGAUCCAGGCUUAACGGGGAUUGGAUUUCCUGGAUGUUCUGGUUUGAAAGGAGACAAAGGACCUCAAGGCUCUAAAGGACUACCAGGUUGUCCAGGAAAAUUAGGAGAACCAGGCUUACCUGGAAAACCUGGAAGACCAGGAGAAAAGGGAGAACCAGGUCCACUUAUUCCUGGACAACAGGGUAGACUAGGUUCAACAGGAGAAGAAGGCACUCCAGGUGAGAAAGGUGAAAGAGGAUUCCCAGGUCUCCCAGGACUUCAAGGUCAACAGGGUCGUGAUGGUGCUGAUGGGCCAAGAGGAGAACCUGGCCCCGCUGGAGUUCUAGGAGAAAAGGGUGUUCCAGGAAAAAUGGGCGAUUGUGUUAUUGGUUUACCAGGGCAGCAAGGACCAUGUGGAAUAAUAGGCCCACAAGGGGACAGAGGAGCAUUAGGAGACAGAGGAGAUCCAGGUGUUCCAGGACUAGAUAUCCCAGGGUUCCCAGGACAAUUUGGGGUACCUGGAUUACCUGGCCUUCAAGGAGAUAAAGGAUUUCCUGGUAUCAAAGGACUAACUGGCAGGCCAGGAGAACCAGGUAUUUCAGGUCCAAGAGGAGAACUAGGCUUGAUGGGCCCUGUAGGUAUUCCUGGAUUACCUGGUGUUUUUGGAAAUUCAGGUGUUCCUGGGAGCAGGGGUUCUCCUGGCAUUCCAGGACCAAGAGGAAGAAAAGGAACAUUAGGGGAGAACGGUGAACCAGGUGAUAGUGGUUCCCCAGGACCAUCAGAGCCCAGAGUGAUUUUUGGAGAUAAAGGAGAACAAGGAACCAAAGGAUUUCCAGGAAGAAUGGGACUCAAGGGAAGAAAAGGAGAGCCAGGUACACAAGGUUGUGCGGGUCUUAAUGGCCUACCAGGAAUAACAGGACCACCAGGUUCCAAAGGAGAUAAAGGACUGCCAGGCAUUUCUGGGCGACAAGGAUUGCCAGGAUCUCCUGGAGAAAGAGGGGACAUGGGGACACCAGGUCCUAAAGGUGAAAAGGGUUCUUCAGGUUUGCCUGGCCCAUCAGGUAUACCUGGACCACGUGGCCUUUUUGGUAUUCCAGGGGAUAAAGGAGAACCAGCUUGUCCUGGAUUUGGGCCUCCAGGAAACCCAGGACCCAAGGGCAGUCCAGGUCUUCCAGGGGAAAGAGGAAAGAAAGGUGAAGGUGGAUCAUCAGGCCCUCCAGGACUUCUAGGAGAACCUGGGCAACCCGGAGACAGAGGGGAUACUGGUUUACCAGGAAUUCCAGGACAGCCAGGAUGUGUAGGCGUUAAUGGUGAUAAAGGAAGCAAAGGAUUACCAGGACAAAAUGGCAUUAGGGGCCCUCCAGGUUCAGUUGGGUUACCUGGAGUUGAUGGACUAGCAGGUGAAAGGGGUAAUCAAGGACGUGAUGGUAUUCCUGGCUCCCCAGGAGAGAAGGGAGCACAAGGUUCUCCCGGGCAGCCAGUUCCUGGUCCUCAAGGUAUCCCUGGUCCUAAAGGUGUCAAAGGAGAUAUGGGAAUGGCUGGUUUUCCAGGACCGCAGGGUAUUAAAGGUCUUAUGGGAGACCAAGGACCAAGUGGAGCUCCUGGUUUACCUGGACCACCAGGACUUCCAGGAGAACCAGGCAUAAUUACUAGCCGAAAAGGAAAUAGAGGCCCCCCUGGUCCAGAUGGAAAGCCAGGUGUUCCUGGUAAUAUAGGGCCUGCUGGACUACCUAACUACAGUAUUAAAGGAAGUAAAGGUGCUCGGGGAACAGAUGGCUUACCAGGUCCACCAGGAACUAGAGGGGAUGUUGGUCUGCCUGGUCCAGCAGGAAUUGAAGGUAUCCCGGGCUAUCGAGGUCCAAGAGGUGACCCUGGUUUUCAGGGAUUUCCAGGACUAAAAGGAGAAAAAGGCAACCGGGGACCACCUGGGCCAGCAGGAGUACCAGGGCCUGGAGGGCCAAAGGGGCAACCUGGCCAGUCUGGACCAGUUGUGAAAGCUGUCUCUUUCCCAGGAAACCCAGGACCUGCUGGACUUCCAGGCAACCCAGGAAAUCCAGGGGAUCCAGGUCCCCGAGGACCACCUGGGCCACCAGGGCGCCAAGGUAUAAAAGGCCAGCCAGGCAGUCAUGGGAUUCCAGGUAUACCUGGACCACCUGGUCCAAAAGGAGAUAAAGGAUUUCCAGGAAAAAGAGGUUUGCCUGGACUGGUUGGUUUUCCUGGUAUACAGGGACUGCCUGGAUACCCUGGAAGUUGUUUGCCUGAGCUACCAAAAAGAGGCUUCAUUUUUUCUCGACACAGCCAGUCAAUAAAGAUUCCUUCAUGUCCAUCUGGGACAACUGAAAUGUAUAGUGGCUAUUCUCUUCUUUUUAUACAAGGGAAUGAGCAAGCACAUGGACAAGAUCUUGGUGCAGGUGGUAGCUGUCUCCAGAGAUUUAGCACCAUGCCCUUUUUAUUAUGUAAUCCCAGUAAUGUCUGUAGUUUUGCUUCUCGCAAUGACUAUUCAUACUGGCUGUCAACUGCAGAACCAAUGCCAGCAGACAUGGCACCCAUUUCCGGGAGAGCUUUGGAACCCUAUAUUAGCAGAUGCAUUGUCUGCGAAAGCCCUGCAAUGGUAAUAGCAGUCCACAGUCAAACCACUUCAGUUCCAUCCUGUCCUCAGGGCUGGCAGUCUCUUUGGAAAGGAUUUUCUUUUGUUAUGUAUACAGGAGCAGGCUCAGAAGCUUCCGGACAAGCACUGGCAUCUCCAGGGUCAUGUUUAGAAAAUUUUCACCCUGUUCCAUUUAUCGAAUGUCAUGGCCGAGGGACAUGCAAUUUCUUCUCAAACUCCUACAGCUUCUGGCUGGCUUCACUAAAUCCAAAAAGGAUGUUCAGGAAGCCAUUGCCACAAACUAUGAAAGCUGGAGAACUGGAAAAAAUUAUCAGUCGCUGUCAAGUCUGCAUGAGGAUACCCAACUGAAUAAAACUUGUCCUUAGAAAAUUAAGCUCCAACUCUGGGGCACACAAAGCCAAAUCAAACCAAAAACAUUUUCUAAACUUGUAACAAUGUGCUUUAAUGAAAGCCAGACUGUAUUUGUACAGUGAACUUGAAAAAGGCAAAUGCUAUACUAUAAUGAAAUAGUGCAAUAUUCUGACUAUUUUGAAAAUGCAAAGCACUUUCUUGAAGUAGGUUGUUUGUACUUUGCAGGACAAUGGUAUUGUCACCCUCUGAACUCUGUCACUUCUAGGUCCAUGUAAAUUAUAAAUUAAGGUUGAUCUGGAAUUGUUUUAUCUGGAAAUGAUACAGCUGCCAUCUUGUGACUUGGUGCCUUUCUAACUACAAAUGGAGUAAACAUGAUAGUGUUCAUUUA
This is a messenger RNA of Hemicordylus capensis (graceful crag lizard), 5836 nucleotides long. RefSeq names its product collagen type IV alpha 3 chain (gene COL4A3). Gene Ontology annotation, cellular component: collagen trimer; basement membrane. The transcript is spliced from 52 exons. Bases 427 to 5445 code for a protein of 1672 amino acids. The record is from RefSeq and is a predicted model, not a curated record. NCBI's taxonomy places the organism in Eukaryota, Metazoa, Chordata, Lepidosauria, Squamata, Cordylidae. Gene Ontology annotation, molecular function: extracellular matrix structural constituent.